UCCCCACACGAGCCUGCAGCUGGUGAUGUGCUUCCUCCGUUACCACCGGGCCACGAGCCCCAAGAAUGCCCUGAGUACCAGUUUGUCAAUGGGGUACUCAAACGUCGACAGCGUCAGUACAAAGUCAUCUCCGUUCUAAAGCGCCGGGUUGGAGAGUGUCGCGUCACGAAGUACUACUGUGCUGCCUGCAGCAAGUCAGAUAAAGCUCGCAUGUAUCUAUGUAACAAAAUUUGGCCACAACGCUAUCCUGGAAACGCCAUGAGCUGUUACCAGAUCUGGCACCACAAGUGA
Phytophthora sojae is the source of this 291-nucleotide messenger RNA. RefSeq lists its product as hypothetical. The record is from RefSeq and is a predicted model, not a curated record. Lineage: Eukaryota; Oomycota; Peronosporomycetes; Peronosporales; Peronosporaceae. The transcript has 2 exons. The annotation marks the transcript as partial.